AUGUAUGAAACUAUACCCACAAGAGGCGAUAUUUACUUGACGUUAUAUUUGAGAUCUUUAACCUCAAGUAGAAAUUUUCCAUCAAAGUUGCCAGAUGUCGGGUUUGGCUAUGAUGUGGACCACAACGGAUAUCUAAACAGGGACGAUUUUCUGUGUACUGCCCUGAGAUCAACGGUCAGGGCAGGUCUUGGUUCGGUCUCGUUAUCCUCCCUGCAGGAUGAGCAGAGGCUGAUGCUCAGUCUUUGGGAAGAAAUUGCCGACAUAGCGGAUCUCAACCAAGAUGGUAUUAUAACAGUUGAAGAAUUCAAACAAGCAGUACAAGCCACAUGUGUUGGUAAACAUUAUGAAGAAUUUCCACAGUCAAUGAAGGCAUUCAUCGAGUCCAAUUUCCGAGUAGUUGACCUGAAUGGCGAUGGUGUGAUAUCGGCUGACGAGUUUAGAUACGAUUGUGUUUUAAGAAUACCUGUUCUAGAAUUAGAUUCUAUAGAUGAAGCAUAUAACAACUUACUAGAAGAUGCCGAUAGAGUAAGAGGUGGUCUAACAUUAUCACGUUAUCAAGAGUUGUAUGCCAGAUUCAUUGGAGAUUAUUCAAAUGAAGCCCAAAACAGUUCUGUGUAUUUAUUUGGCCCAAUACCAGUUAUGGAAGACAAGAACAAAAACAAAAUCAAU
Molecule: messenger RNA, 669 nt
Organism: Ctenocephalides felis (cat flea)
Lineage: Eukaryota; Metazoa; Arthropoda; Insecta; Siphonaptera; Pulicidae
Product: sarcoplasmic calcium-binding protein 1-like
Exons: 5
Molecular function (GO): calcium ion binding
Source: RefSeq, a predicted model, not a curated record